Molecule: messenger RNA, 5339 nt
Organism: Mus pahari (shrew mouse)
Lineage: Eukaryota; Metazoa; Chordata; Mammalia; Rodentia; Muridae
Gene: Zfr2
Product: zinc finger RNA binding protein 2
Exons: 16
Coding region: 2212-4653 (813 amino acids)
Cellular component (GO): precatalytic spliceosome
Molecular function (GO): single-stranded RNA binding; zinc ion binding; double-stranded RNA binding
Source: RefSeq, a predicted model, not a curated record
AAAAUCUCUUUAAAAAAAUUCAAAGUCUCUCAACUGUGGGUUCCAAGAGGAAUGAACCAAGACAAAGUGGAGCAAGGCAAAAGCAAUUUCACCGAUGUAGCUAACUCAGGAUCCAGCUAUCUGGGCUUCCUCUGGGGCUCCUCGGCCCCGGUAGCACACGCAGCUUGUCUUCUAAGUUCUGGCUGCCUCUACUCUACCACGGCUGCUGCUGGUCUUGGUGGUCAUCCCAUGGUCCUGGCGUCUCCAAAGCACUGUGGUCUCUGUGCAACUGGGCUGCACUUUCACCAGUAGCCUGUCAUGGGAUCCCUUCAUGGUGCCAAGACUCAACUUCUUUGCAUGACCCUUUCAUUCCGGGGCCAUCAACUGCCACUGUGGACGCACCUUCACCAGUGGCUCUCCUGGCCUCUCGAAGUGCCGAGCCCAGCCGCUCUCCAUGACCCCUCCCUCCAUGCUUUCCAAACCAGUACCACCUGGAUGACUCUUACUAAGUUUGGCUGCCUGAGGUACAGCCUCGGCCACCUCUGGAACACGGCUGUGUGCUGGCCCUCAGGAAACACUCCCCGGAAGACUUCACCUCAGUGACGCUGGUCUCUUCUGUCUUUCUUUUCUUCACGUGGAUGGACUAGAACCACAGACCCUUGUUCAGAAUUGCAGAUGGCCCCCAUGCGGUCUUCACUCCCUGUGAGCCUCACAGGCCUGGUUUCUACCAGGUGCCCCGCACCCUCUGGGAAAGCAUCUCCCGAACUCUCUUGACAGCUUUUCAGUCCUCCAGUCCUCCGUAGAAUGCUCAGGUCUGUCUCAGCAACUCCUCAUGAACCUGGCACCAAUCGGUCUUAGUCAGGGUUACUGUUGCCAUGGGUUACUGUUGCCAUGAUGAAACGCCAUAGCCCAAAGAAGUUGGGGCACAAAGUGUUUAACUCAGCUUAUGACUUCACACCACUGCCCCUUAUUGAGAACAAGCUGAUGCAGAGGCCCAUUUACUGGCUUGCUCCCCAUGGCUUGCUCAGCCUGCUUAUAGAACUCAAGACCACCAGCCCAGGGAUGGCACCACCCACAGUGGUGCCCACCCAUCACUAAGAAGACGCCCUACAGGCUUGCCUACAGCCUGAUCUUAUGGAGGCAUUUUCUCAACUGAGACUCCUUUGUGAUGACUUUAGCCCAUGUUGACUUGACAUGAAGCUACUCAGGAAAACAUGGGUCCACUCCCUGUCCCUUGGAGACACUCCGAAGGCCUCUGCCUGUCACCAAGACCACAACUCCAUCAGCCAGCAGCAGCCGGGUCUUCUAGGUAUCACCUGGCACCCCUCUGGCAGCUCCUGAUCUAGGCUCAGUUUUUGAACUCUGGAUGGUUACCAUGGUGAUAACCUCUAGUCGCUCAGGAUCCCCGUGGGCCUGGGAACCCUCAGCAGUGACACCAGUUUUUAUAGAUACAGGGAUCUCACAGUGACACUACAGAAUGUCAGGGUAACACACCUUCAGCACCUCCUGCUUCCACCUGGAUUCUCUGAUGUGUCUCAAGUAGCCAGGGAUUUUCUAAGCUGCCACUGGGGCCACACCCCGUGGGUAGAGUAUGUGGCUUUGGGUUGGGUUCUUAGUGCCACGAGACCCCUCAAACAGAAUCACAUCCCCAGCCUCUCCAGAGGGCUUCCAUGGUACAGACGGCCAUAACUGGUGGCUGUUGGUGCCAUCUACCCAGCGAUUGAGGCAGUGGGGGGGGGGGUCCUACCUAGAAUAAGGGUCUGGAGAGAUGGCUAGGGGUUCAGAGCAGCGCUGCCCUUGCAGAGAGCGUGGGGUGAUUCACUGUUUCUGCCUUCAGUUCUGGAGCCUGGAGCUCUCUGCUGGCCUCUGGGCAUCACCCACACAAGCAAUGUAAGCAAAACAUCCAUAUGCACAAAACUAAAAUAUCCCGGAACAGCUGGGGCACCAGGCCUGCAGCUGUGACUGGAUAUCAAGCCAUACAGGGGAGACAGCAUUGCACUUGCUGUAAGUUCCUGGUGCAUCUGUAUGAAGACCCGAGUUCAAAUCCCCAGUGUCCAUGUAAAAUAUCAGUUAUGGUGAUGCACACCUAUGUUGCUGAUGCUGGAGAGACUGACACAAAGGCUCCCUCAGCUUGUUGACCAGAUCUCGUUAGUGCAAGCUCUGGGACAGUGAUUCUGGUCUGGCCCCAUAGCAGAGAGGGGCUGGCCUGGCCCAGUCCCUGCUCUGGGGGUCAUGAACCACGGGGACUCAGCUAACCCACCCUCUCUUUUGUGUUCUGCUGGCUCUAGCACCCAGUCGUCCUCCACUUUCCCCCUCCCAGCUACUGGGGCCAGCUACACUGUGCAGUCUACCCCCAAAAUGGAGAGCACCGCCAGCCUGGCCCUGGCCCCUGCCAGCCAGCCGCCUGCACCUGGAGGAGGAGUCGCAGUGGGGUAUAGCUGCUCCCAGCCCCACGCCAGCCAGGGUCCCACAUCCAGCAGCCAGCCCCGGGGUCCUGUGCCUACCUCUGCAUCCGCCCACCAGGAGGAUGGUCACAGCUACCGAGAGAAGGCGACCAAGAGCCGCACAGACUCACGGGAGCGGCCAGCCAGGUCGCUCUGCAGGCCAGGACCAAGCUCCCGCAGCCCUGACUCGGACUCAGUGUCGCCCGGCCCGCAGCGUCCUCCGCCCUCCUCCCAGCGGAAGUUGCAGGCACCGUCCCCACCGCCGGCUCCUGUGGGCUCGGACCCGUGGGGUGGCCCUGUCCUCGGGCCCUGGGACCCCACCUUUACCAGCGACGCGCUGCCGUUCCUGGACAGGCUGCCGAAGCCCAAGGCGGGCCCCAGACCGCCCUCCAUGCACUACUGCGAGGUCUGCAGGGUCAGCUGCGCGGGGCCGCAGACCUAUCGGGAUCACCUGGAAGGGCAGAAGCACCGGAAGAAGCAGGCGGCUCAGAGGACCAGCACACAGCCCAGUGGAGGCCCUAGAGGAUCCCAGAGCCUCCACUGUGGCCUGUGCGCUGUGUCCUGCACGGGGGCUGACGCCUAUGCCGCACACAUGAGGGGAGCCAGGCACCAGAAGUUUCUGGCAGGGCCACCUGAGCUGCAGACAAUGCACGGCCGACCUGGAGACAGGCGGCUACCACACUUCAAGGUGGAAGCCACCAGGGGAGGCCCUGGGGAAGCUUCGGGGAGCUCCGGAGACAUGGCACCAGUGGGCACAGAGUACGUUGAGGAGGUGUGCAGUGACGAGGGGAAGGUGAUCCGCUUCCGAUGCAAGCUCUGCGAAUGCAGCUUCAACGACCGGAAUGCCAGAGACAUGCACCUGACUGGUCGCCGGCACCGGCUGCAGUACAGGAAGAAAGUGGAUCCUACUCUUCCAGUAGCUGCCCGGCCCAGUGGCCCCAUGCAGAGGGUGCUGGCCAAGCGGCUGCAGAGGCAGCGGCAGCAGGCACAGACACAGCUGGAGGAUACGAGGCGCUGGGACUCUGAGCUGAGGCAGCAGGAAGAACACAGCAGGCAGCCUGAGGAGACUCCGCAGCCCCAGGUUGAGGAACAGCUACCAGGGUUUCCUGCGUGGGCGUUGCCAGCUCCCACUACCAGGCCAGGGAUGGCCACCGCCCGGCGCCAGUCAGGGCGUCGACCAGAGAGCAGCGACGACCGUCACGUCAUGUGCAAGCACGCCUCCAUCUACCCCACGGAAGAAGAGCUGCAGGCCAUCCAGACGGCCGUGUCCCACACAGAGCGAGCCCUCAGACUGGUGUCAGACACCCUGGCGGAAGAGAGCAGCCAGCACGGCACCCUGGCGUCUCCACCACCGAGGAUGCUGAAGGGUGUGGUGCGGGUUGGCAUUCUGGCCAAGGGCCUGGUCCUCCGUGGGGACCACAGUGUGCAGCUGACCCUGCUCUGCUCCAAGAAGCCCACGCACUCCCUGCUGCAGAGGAUCAAGCAGGAGCUGCCCCGAGAGCUGUCUAUCGUGGCAGAAGACAAGUACGAGGUCUCAUCUGACCGUGACGCCAACAUUGUCAUCUCGGCCUGUGUGGAGCCCGGGGUGAAGGUCACUGUGUCUGCCACCUCACCUCUGAUGCGGGAAGAUCCCUCUGUAAAACAAGGACAGCAAGACGCUCUGUCUGACCCAGAGGACGUCCUAGACCGGGAGAGGUGCCUUGAGACCCUGGCAGCCCUCCGCCAUGCUAAGUGGUUCCAGGCUCGAGCCAGCGGCCUGCAGCCAUGUGUGAUCGUCAUCAGGGUUCUGAGGGAGCUGUGCCGCUGCCUGCCCCCCUGGGGGGCCCUGCCUGCCUGGGCCAUGGAGCUGCUUGUGGAGAAGGUUCUGAGCAGUGCACCCCGGCCCCUGAGCCCAGGGGAUGCCAUGCGUCGGGUCCUGGAGUACGUGGCCACCGGCGCGCUCCUGACAGAUGGCCCGGGGCUACAGGACCCUUGUGAGAAAGGUCCGCAGGACGCCCUGGAGCCCAUGACCCCACAGCAGCGAGAAGACCUGACGGCCAGCGCGCAGCGUGCCCUGCGUCUUGUGGCCUUCCGGCAGAUACACAAGGUCCUUCACAUGGAACAGUUACCUCCACGGACCAGAUUCGGGGCCGGGGCCCGGGCCCGGAAGAGGAUGAGGGAGGCUAGUCAGGCCCAGGAGGGCACCAGGGAGAGGAAGCGGGGCCGGCAGGGCACAGCAGGGCUGCCUUGAGCCAGUCAUCACCACCAACCUACACCUCCCAUACCUGAACAGGUGUGGUCCCUCCAGCUGCUGGCUCCUCCUGAUGUGGAUGCCUUUGUCAUUGUGUUUGUAGGUUUAUUUACGACGCUAUGGGGGUCCCCCUGGGUGACCCCCAUGCUUAUGGCUGACACCCACAACCCCCAGGCCAGAUAGCAGUGACCUCCUUGGUUUUAAUUGCUAUUUGAAACUCCCUUAAUGUCAUAAGUGAAUGGGAUCUGAAUUGCCUCCUUGAGAUGCCAGGAAGGGUGGCCUGGAAGAUUCUAUGGGUCACAGAGUUGGGGUAGAGGAGCAGAGAGCACAGAAUGAGAUUCCCCAGGCCCAAAACCCACCAUAACCUUUACACAGAGCCCCUCACUGCACACCAGCUGUGAGGACACUGUCAUCCCACAGUGCAACCCCAGCCCCAGUCACUGAGUGCCUUCCGCAGAUGGCCGACUCUGCCCCAUGUCACCCUGUGGACCACUGGGUGUGGACACAGCUCUAUCCAUUAGGCCUCCUUUGCCUCCUUUGGACCCCCUGGUAUCACCCCUAGGCUUCAACCCUGUUCCGUUCUACCUGUGGCUUUUAAAGGCCAGCCCACACAUUGCGCAAUGCCUGGAGUCUGUAGAAUCAUCCAGAACUUGACUGGGGUGGGGAAUAAAGCAGAUCUGCCCAUG